Messenger RNA from Batrachochytrium dendrobatidis JAM81, 489 nucleotides. RefSeq lists its product as uncharacterized. Bases 1 to 489 code for a protein of 162 amino acids. The record is from RefSeq and is a predicted model, not a curated record. The transcript is spliced from 2 exons. NCBI's taxonomy places the organism in Eukaryota, Fungi, Chytridiomycota, Chytridiomycetes, Rhizophydiales.
AUGACCGCCCGAACUCAGCAGAAUCUGGAGACGGCCGAUGUGUUGACCACUAAGGAUGAGCAUGUCCAAGUGAUUCCCCAACCUAGCUCAAACACGAAGGUAGUUCGCCCAAAACGUAACCCAUCCCCCACAAAGGCUGCUCCUCAUAAAAACGUGUCUAAUAAAAAAAUAAGCAGAAAGGCUACAUCGGACGGCAAGAUACCUAUCAAACAACUUUUCCCUAUAAAUUCUAAUGAAACAUCUGGAAAUUUCAAAAAGACUAGUAAGUCGCCAUUGAAGUUGAAAGUUUCUGCAAGCAAGACAAAUAGCAAGUCGCGUCGCAAGUCUAGCUCGAAUGCCCAAACUAGCCAUGUAGCAGCUGUUAUUGUUCCUAAAGCAAGCAAAACCCGUGCUUCAAAAAAAAUUGCCCGGCCUAUUGCUCAUAACCGACCAGAUAUGGCAAGUAGUGAUAUAUCUACAUUUGAUACAUACAUGGUAUUGUGUAUUUGA